UAAGGAUGAUUCAUCUCGAUUUCAUCUCAAAAUGGCAGCUGAGCUUUUCAUGUGUGAUGAGAAGUCCCUUGAGGACUCAUUAUGCAAGCGUGUGAUUGUGACACGGGAUGAAAGCAUAACGAAAUGGCUUGAUCCUGAUUCUGCAACUGUGAAUAGAGAUGCGCUGGCUAAAAUUGUUUAUUCAAGAUUAUUUGAUUGGCUUGUGAACAAGAUUAAUAAUUCUAUUGGUCAAGAUCCUGAUUCAAAAUCCAUAAUCGGGGUUCUGGAUAUUUAUGGAUUUGAGAGUUUCCAGACAAACAGCUUUGAACAGUUUUGUAUCAAUUUGACAAAUGAAAAGUUGCAGCAGCAUUUCAACCAGCAUGUGUUCAAGAUGGAGCAAGAAGAAUAUACCAAGGAAGAAAUUGAGUGGAGUUACAUAGAAUUCAUUGAUAAUCAGGAUGUUCUUGAUCUCAUUGAAAAGAAGCCAGGUGGUAUCAUUGCCCUUCUGGAUGAAGCUUGUAUGUUUCCUAGAUCAACAAAUGAAACAUUUUCCCAAAAACUUUACCAGACGUUUAAGGACCAUAAACGGUUCAGCAAGCCAAAGUUGGCACGGACUGACUUCACCAUUUCUCACUAUGCUGGUGACGUUACAUACCAGACUGAGUACUUCUUGGAUAAAAACAAAGACUAUGUUGUUGCAGAGCAUCAAGCUCUCUUAAGUGCUUCCAAGUGCCACUUUGUUUCAGCUUUAUUCCCACCUUUACCUGAGGAAUCUUCAAAGACAUCGAAGUUUUCAUCAAUAGGUUCUCGGUUCAAGCAACAACUGCAAGCUUUGCUUGAAACGCUGAGUGCCACUGAGCCGCACUAUAUACGUUGUGUGAAGCCAAAUAACGUUCUUAAGCCAGCAAUUUUUGAGAACAAUGAUGUUUUGCAACAGCUUAGAUGUGGGGGAGUCAUGGAGGCUAUUAGGAUCAGUUGUGCUGGGUAUCCCACUAGAAAGCCUUUUCAGGAAUUUAUAAGUCGUUUUAGCGUCCUGGCUCCAGAAGUUCUAGAUGGGAGCUGUGAUGAGGUCACUGCUUGUAAAGGGCUUCUGGCUAAGGUGAACCUUAAAGGUUACCAGAUUGGCAAAACAAAGGUCUUUCUCAGGGCUGGUCAGAUGGCAGAACUAGAUGCUCAUCGUACGGAGCUUUUAGGUAAAUCAGCAGGCAUUAUACAGAGAAAAGUUCGCUCACAUUUGCAUCGUAAAAGCUUUAUCAUGUUGCGGUCCUCUGCCAUACAAAUCCAAGCCUUAUGCAGAGGGCAAGUAGCACGGCAUCAGUACGAGCACAUGAGGAGAGAAGCUGCCUGUGUGAUGAUUCAAAAGCAGUCACGAUCAUAUCUUGCAAGCAAAGCUUACAAGAAAACAUUAUUAUAUUUUGAGUUGAUGUGGAAAGCUUCAGAUGCUGAUUGCAGUCAAUGCCGUCGAUACUUGGAUCAUAGUCAUUAUUUAAAGACAAAGCAAGCAACAAUAACUACACAAUCUGCCUGGAGGGCAAGAGUCGCCCGGAUAGAAUUACGGAAACUUAAAAUGGCGGCUAAAGAAACAGGUGCUCUCCAAGCUGCCAAAAGUAAACUGGAAAAGGAAGUUGAAGAACUCACAUGGCAUCUGCAGUUGGAAAAACGAAUGAGGGCUGACCUUGAGGAAGCACGGAUCCAGGAAAAUGAGAAGUUGCAGUCUGCUUUGCGAGAAAUGCAACUGGAAUUCCAAGAGACCAAAGAGCUGCUUAUCAAGGAACGUGAAGCUGCAAAGAAAGUGGAGGAACAAGUCCCAGUGGUCCAGGAAGUUAAAGUUGUCGAUCAUGAAAUAAUGAAUAAACUUACUGCUGAAAAUGAGCAGCUCAAGGCUCUGGUAAGUUCAUUAGAAAACAAAAUUGAUGAAACAGAGAAAAAAUUUGAAGAAACCAGUAAGCUCAGUGAAGAACGGUUGAAGCAGGCAUUGGAGGCAGAGUCAAAGAUAAUUGAGUUGAAAACUGCCAUGCAGAGGCUCGAAGAAAAAUUGUCUGAUAUAGAGACUGAGGAUAAAAUUCUACGGCAGCAGGCACUACGGAAUUCAACUUCGAAGAGAAUGUCGGGACAUUUAUUAGUUGCAACAGGGCAGCCUUUAGAGAAUGGGCAUCAAGAACCACUUAGUUCUCAACCAUCAAAAAAGUUUGGUACAUGCGACAGUCAAUUGAGGAGAUCUCAGAUUGAACGGCAACAAGAGAGUAUAGAUGCUCUGGUCAAAUGUGUGACACAAAAUCUUGGAUUCAGUGGAGGAAAACCCAUUGCAUCAAUUACGAUAUAUAAAUGUCUUCUCCAUUGGAGAUCAUUUGAAGCAGAAAGAACCAGUGUAUUUGAUCGGCUUAUUCAGAUGGUUGGUUCUGCACUAGAGAACCAGGAGGAUAACCGUCAUAUGGUUUAUUGGCUUUCCAACACAUCUGCAUUAUUGUUCCUGCUCCAACGAAGUUUAAAAGCCCCUGGUGCAUCUAGUUCAAGUCCACAUCAGAAACCUCCGCAGCCAACAUCUUUUUUUGGAAGAAUGGCACAAGGUUUCCGUUCAUCUUCUUCUUCUGCAAACCUUUCUGUUGAUGUAGUACGUCAGGUAGAGGCCAAAUACCCAGCUUUGCUUUUUAAGCAGCAACUUACAGCAUAUGUGGAAACAAUAUAUGCAAUCAUUCGGGACAAUUUGAAGAAAGACUUGUCACCACUGCUUUCAUCUUGCAGGAAGGCACCUGAGGAACCAUCUGCGGACCCAUCUGGCAACAGUCCCUCAGCUAACCCCUGGGAGGGAAUUAUCGAGAAGCUCAAUGGGCUCCGAUGUACAUUGAAAGAAAAUUUUGUGCCUUCAAUUCUUGUUGAGAAAAUGUUCAAUCAAAUUUUCUCACAUAUCAACCUACAACUUUUUAAUAGUCUUCUUCUUCAUCAAGAGUGCUGCACUUUCAGCAACGGAGAAUAUGUGAAGGCUGGAUUAGUUGAAUUAGACCUAUGGUGUGGUGAAACAAAAGAGGAGUAUGCAGGCUUGUCCUGGGAUGAACUCAAACAUACAAGGCAAGCUGUCGGAUUCUUGGUUCUACAACAGAAAUCCAGUAUAUCUUAUGAUGAAAUUACAAAUGACCUAUGCCCGGUCCUCAGUGUUCACCAGCUAUACAGAAUGUGUACUCUGUAUGAUGAUGACAACAACACUCAGAAUGUUACCCCUGACGUAAUUUCCAGCAUGAAAAUCCUUAUGACGGAUGACUCCAGCAACGAUGACAGCCGGUCCUUUUUGCUGGAUGAGGAUUCCAGUAUUCCUUUCUCACUCGAUGAGAUCUCUAGUUCCCUACAAGAGAAGGAAUUUUCAGAUGUAAAACCUGCCUCAGAACUUCUUGAGAAUCCGGCCUUUGAAUUUUUACAGUACUAAGGCCAAUUUUUUGUAUCUUUAUUUUUCACCGUCAAAAUAGAGCUUUGGAAGAAAUAUCAAUCCCCAUUCGUUACCAGAUUGUAUAUCCGCCUUAGUUUUUCUUGCCUCUAAAAUUUUUUUCCGCCGAAUGUAACAUCCAUUGCCCUGGAUGUAUAAUUAUUUUUUAGAGUUGUAAAAUUCUCUAGGUUUUGAUAGCUCGAAGGGCAAGGAUGGUUUUACAUUCAGACCACCUUUUUUUUUUUUUUUUUCAUCUUUUCAUUUCUUUGUUAAGGGCAUCCUUGCCACCAGCAUUCUUUGUAGGUAUAGUAGGAGGAAAGAAAAUAUCAGCGUAGCAUGGUGGGAGGAACUAAUCUGAUAACAACUUGAUUCACUAAUUUAGAUUGUACAAAGCAUUCAAAAUUGAAGAUAUCUAUUCUUAGAUUUUCUUUUAGUUUUAUGCUCGAAAACACUCUGACUU
Messenger RNA from Carica papaya (papaya), 3854 nucleotides. Lineage: Eukaryota; Viridiplantae; Streptophyta; Magnoliopsida; Brassicales; Caricaceae. The record is from RefSeq and is a predicted model, not a curated record.